This is a messenger RNA of Aureococcus anophagefferens, 1020 nucleotides long. RefSeq lists its product as hypothetical. The record is from RefSeq and is a predicted model, not a curated record. Lineage: Eukaryota; Pelagophyceae; Pelagomonadales; Pelagomonadaceae. The coding region runs from base 1 to 1020 and encodes 339 amino acids. The transcript has a single exon.
AUGGGCCUCCCGCAAAACACGCUCCUGAGCGGGUCCGUGCUGAGCUAUGGGUCCGGGACCACCACGGUGGCCACGGAGCAGACGGCGCGCACGGCCGUCACCGCGACGUCGAGCCGGGCCAUGCAGGCCCGCGGCGAGACCUUCGCGUCCUGGGUGAAAGGCCGCGCCUCCGGCGCGUCGGCGCCGAACCCCUACGACAAGUACGUCGUCGAGAAGUACGCGGACCGGGCGCCCGACGCCGCGAGCCGCCUGAGCAGCCUCGACUACUACGACGCCGAGGCCGCCGACGGCCGGCUCUGGCGCGCCGCGCAGCCCGCGUUCUCCAAGGAGCGCCGGUUCCCGCGGCUCCGCCAGUUCGACACGCGGGGGCGGCUCCACGGCUUCCGCAAGAAGCGCGUCGUGCUCCACGAGCGCUUCCACGACGUCGACCGGGGCCGCCGGCGGCGCCAGCGGCGCCACCCGUACCGGAGCCACUGGGGACUCUCGCCCGAGCGCCUCGCGCCGCCGCGCGCGUCGCGCCUCGCGCCGGGCCCGGGCGCCUACGCCCACCGGGACCCCUGGCUCCCCGACGAGACCUGCGGCGACGUGAGCCGCCAGGCGACGUUCCAGUCGUCGACGUCGAACUCGCCCUUUGAGUACAAGUCGAAUUGGGGCCGGCCGCAUGCGGGCUUCAACACGGCCGCGGCGCUCGACUCGCCGCCGCCCUACGACGCGCCCCGGGACUGCGCCCGGGGCCAGCCGACGAGCCCGCCCUUCCGCGCGACGACGCACCGCUUCGACGAGCCGCGCCGCGUCGCGCCGCGCGCGAGCUCGCUCCGCGCGGACCGCGCGGGCGCGCCCGCGCUCGCCGUGGGCAACGUCGACGCGCCGCCGCCGCGCGCGGCGAGCCGGGGCGUCCUGCGCCGGGCGCGGCCCCGGUCGCCGUCGGGGCCCCGGCCCCACACGGUCACGGGCGUGCUCCUCGACGAGGCGACGCUCGCGCCCCUCCGGGAGACGGCGCCGGCGCCCCGCGCCGCGUAA